AUGGCAAAACAAACGAAAAUAAAAUUGUUGUUGCUCACGUUCAUUAUGAGUGGUGUGCAUACGUUAAAUAUCCUCGGAGUGUUUCCGUAUCAAGGCAGAAGUCAUUUUUUUGUGUUCCAGCCGUACCUAGAAGAAUUGGCCAGAAGAGGACACAGCGUGACUGUAAUCUCUCAUUUCCCUCAAACCAAAGCGCUUAAGAAUUAUCGUGAUAUAAGCUUAGCAAACACCACAAAAAUAAUGGAAAACGCCUUUUCUGUCGAAAGGUCCUAUAAAUCUUUGAUUGAAGUCAGCUUUUAUUUGAUGAACACUGGCGUGGAAAAUUGCAAAAUAAUGCUUGCCAAUAAGGAGGUACAGGACUUGUGGAAAAAUAAAAUACAUUUUGACGUUGCUGUUGUCGAACAGUUUAACAGUGAUUGUGCAUUAGGGCUCGCUUAUAAAUUAGGAAUACCAGUGGUCGGCACGAACUCCCACGUUCUUAUGCCUUACCAAUACGAAAGAUUCGGCAUACAUUACAAUCCCUCGUAUAUGACAUUCCAAUUCUUGGAAGGCGGAACGAAACCUACACUGUUCCAACGUAUUGAAAGAACAAUAUUCCAUCACUACUAUAAUUUUAUUUUCGAAUACCUCUCUCAAAGAACCAAUCAAAAUACACUGGCGCAAUACUUCGAUGACAUUCCACCUUUAAACGAAUUAGCUCGUGAAAUCAAAAUAAUGCUUUUCUAUCAUAACUUUGUGCUAUCCGGUCCUAAUAUUUUACCUUCAAAUGUAAAAGAAGUCGGGGGCUACCACGUUGCUCAACCCAAGGAACUCCGUCCGGAUGUCAAAAAGUUUAUCGAGGAAUCUGAGCACGGCAUUAUUUAUAUUAGUUUUGGAUCGAUGCUAAAAGCUGCGGCUACUUCAUUAGAUAAAAUCGAGGCUAUAUUGGGUGCUGUCGCUGAAUUACCUCAGAGAGUGAUAUGGAAAUGGGAGGAAGGAACACUACCCGGCAACCCUAAGAAUAUUUUCAUAUCAAACUGGCUUCCUCAAAACGAUAUUUUAGCCCAUCCGAAAGUACUAGCUUUCUAUUCGCAUUGCGGUCAGCUAGGGACCACGGAGGCUAUCUAUCAUGGAGUUCCUGUUGUGGGAAUGCCGGUCUUCGGGGACCAGCCUGCAAAUGCGGCGGCCGUUGAAGAGAGUGGUUUAGGUGUCCAAAUACAAAUCGAAGAUUUGACUAAAGAGAACCUCUUAGGGAAAUUAAGAACCGUUUUGAAUCCAGAGUUUAGAAAAAGGGUGAAAUUUAUAUCGAAAGCGUGGAACGACCGUCCCGUAAAAGCAAUGGAUAGUGCAAUUUUCUGGACAGAGUUCGCAGCCAAAUAUAGUAAUAUUACGUUUCGGAGUAGAUCUGUCGAUGUACCAUUGUACCAAUACUUGGUUCUUGACGUUAUUGCUGUACUCGGCAGCAUAAGCGUCAUUAGCGUAUUCGUUGUAUUCAAAUUAUUAGGUCGGUUAUGUACCAGUAAGAGGGAAAACGAUAAAAAAAAUAAACUGAAAAGAAAGUAA
Molecule: messenger RNA, 1539 nt
Organism: Bombyx mori (domestic silkworm)
Lineage: Eukaryota; Metazoa; Arthropoda; Insecta; Lepidoptera; Bombycidae
Gene: UGT42A1
Product: UDP-glycosyltransferase UGT42A1
Exons: 4
Coding region: 1-1539 (512 amino acids)
Molecular function (GO): UDP-glycosyltransferase activity
Source: RefSeq, marked provisional